AUGGCCAUCAUCAAGAUCUCGGUACCGAAAUCCGAAGCUUCAGUCAUAACAUUCUCGCCGAGUUUGUAUAACAUAACAACUCCUUCUCCGAAAAAUUUUUCUCUGAAAAACCCAAUAACGACAACAUCUACAACAACAAUAUCUCCUGUCAUCACAGAGAGCUACAUUCCAAAACCGGACGAUUUUACCAUUCUCCUUUAUCGCCAUAGAUUCAUUUUUUUCGGUGAUAAGAAAAUAAAAAAGACAUCGGCGACUCAAGCUCAUAUUUUUCCUCCUUACGCUGUAAUAAAAGAUCAGCUUUUCCUAUUCGGAAAUGAUCAGAUUGCAAUGCUCGAUGGAUGCUCAGUUAAAAAAAUGAAAAUCAAAACAUUGAAUUCUUAUAAUUCUGGUUCUGCUGCUCUCUCGAUUGAGGGAAAUUCAAAAGCACUUAUUUGUUUCGACUCUUAUUAUGGAAAUAAAUCCGGUGGGAAAUAUUAUCGAAGAGAGUCUAAAGAUGUUUGGAUUCUCAAAAAUAACGACUGGUCAAUUAUUGGUCAUUUGAAAUCGAGACUUCAUACAGCUUCUUCUAUUCAAAUCCAACAGUUUGUCUUUAUCGUCGACAAUGCUCUGAGUCAGAUGGAAGUAGCAAGAUUAAAAAUUGAAGAUGAUAAGAUUGUUGAAUCAGAAGUUGUUGGUCAUUAUUCCUUUGAGACAAGAUUAUAUGAAAGACCGCCUGUUCUUUAUCAAACGAAAAUGAUAAACUGUAUUUGA
Molecule: messenger RNA, 750 nt
Organism: Oikopleura dioica
Lineage: Eukaryota; Metazoa; Chordata; Appendicularia; Copelata; Oikopleuridae
Source: the annotation of a GenBank genome assembly